UUCCUCAUUUUCUUUGUUUCUAGUAAUUCCCUUUAGUUUUCUUACCAGAAUGGGAACUGAAAGAUCAGAUGUUUCACACGAGGCACUAUUUAAGAUGUAAACACAAUCUGAGAUCCUUAUGCAAAUUGCAGUUCUUGCUGAACAUCGUAGCUUUUUGAAAGACCUUGCAGAAGAGCUAAAGCCAUAUUUUCCAUUGUGCUUCGGGAGGAUGAUCUUGCUGCUCAGUCUCGGCGUCCUGCUACUUAUGCCUUUUCCUUCUGAUUUCUUGGAGAACACAGUGAGUACUCCCAUCACACAGCAGUAUGAGCAGCUGGGGACAGACGUCAUCAUGCAGUGUGACUCUUGGUUGCUGGGUGUUAAAUGGAAGCAUAAUGGGGUCUGGAUCCCUCACAAUACUAAGAUGCAUGCAAAUGGACAGCAGCUGACCCUGAUGGAAGUGAAGAAGCACCAGGCCGGUACAUACAGCUGUCACAACCCUGACAACGACAAGGUGUUAUCUAUGACGGAGCUAUACCUUGGAUUUCCUCCACAGAUAUUGAACGUCCAGUGCUGGGCCUCGGAGUACCCAGAAAGGAUUAACUGUACCUGGGACGACCAGCCGGACACUCACUUACACACUACCUUCACUACUACCUAUAGGUUGGGAUUGACAGGUUCGGACCCUCCCAGCCAGUGCCUUCAGCUUGAUUUCAAUCCAUACAGCUGCCAGAUUACAGAGUUCAAGAUGUUUGCAGAAGUUCCGUACCUUCUAAAUGUGACAGCUGUAAAUCCACUGGGAUCGAUAACGCUGCUGCAUCACUUUUUCGUAGAGAACAUCAUACGGCCAGGUGUACCUGUGAAUGUCAGCUUAUCCCCUGUACACCGAGACAGCAGGAAACUAUUACUGCAAUGGAGUCCACCUCCUUCUUGGCCAUAUCCAGACUAUUUCCCGCUGUCCUAUUUGAUCCGCUACAGAAGGGCGGGUGUUAAACAGUACAAAGUGGUUGGGCCCUAUGAGCAGACGUCUUUCCUUAUCACAGGAAACCGCCCCGGGUCCACUGUACUUGCACAAGUGGCAGCCAGGGAUUUUACCGGUGCAGGACACUACAGUGAAUGGAGCACAGUGGUGACCGGACAACCAUGGAGACCACAUUGAAGCUUAACUGUAGAGUGACUGUUGUAGAUAUGUCAAUAAGAUGCAAACCUUCAUUUUCCAGUGUUCAUCUAAACCGGGCUAGCAGCAAUGAGGCAAAAC
Molecule: messenger RNA, 1234 nt
Organism: Rana temporaria (common frog)
Lineage: Eukaryota; Metazoa; Chordata; Amphibia; Anura; Ranidae
Gene: EBI3
Product: Epstein-Barr virus induced 3
Exons: 7
Coding region: 119-1135 (338 amino acids)
Biological process (GO): cytokine-mediated signaling pathway
Cellular component (GO): external side of plasma membrane
Molecular function (GO): cytokine receptor activity; protein binding
Source: RefSeq, a predicted model, not a curated record